UCCUGAAUUUGUGUUGUUUUUUGCUGUUUCAUGGACCUCUAAUAGAUCAGGCAAUGCAUAAAAACAAACUGCAAGAGUAUGCACAGAAGUCUGGCUUGCCGCUUCCUGUCUACACAACUGAUAAUGGUGGUUUUGAUCACAAGCCGAAGUUUCAGUCCACUGUGUUGGUGGAUGGGAUGGAAUAUAGAUCAGAACGAAGCUUCUCACGUAUCAUAUUUGCUGAAAAUGAUGUUGCAAAAAUUGCACUGGAGUGUAUAAAGAAGAACAUGAAAAUUGCAGAAUCCUGUAGUAUCCACAUGCAGGAGCCAAAAAUUUCAAAGUCGAUUCUGUAUGAAUUUGCAAUCAAGAGCAGAACUGAAGUUCCUACGUACAGAACUAACUGUGCGGAAGAGGCAGAACCAGUUUUUGUCUCUACAUGUACCUUCAAUGGCAAAAGCUACACUAGUGAGAUAGCUGGAAGCAAGAAAAUGGCGGAACAGUUUGCAGCACGCAAAGCCAUACAAUCACUUCUCGUGUUUGAUUCAGGUAACGUUCUCUCCCAAAUAAUCAAGUCCAAGAGUAAGCCUAAUUCGGCACAAAGCUGCAUUAAGCCCACUGGUGUAAAAUCAGAAAAUCGUCCAGAUCAUACCUCUGCUACUCAGUAUGGAGGAAUGUUGGGUGAUAGCAAUCAGCGCAAACGCAGGAAUGAAGUGAACUAUAGUGGUGUAAAAAGGGUCCGAAUUGGUGAAUUUUGA
Messenger RNA from Daucus carota subsp. sativus, 734 nucleotides. RefSeq names its product double-stranded RNA-binding protein 4-like. The coding region runs from base 54 to 734 and encodes 226 amino acids. Lineage: Eukaryota; Viridiplantae; Streptophyta; Magnoliopsida; Apiales; Apiaceae. The transcript has 5 exons. The record is from RefSeq and is a predicted model, not a curated record.